Drosophila yakuba is the source of this 1924-nucleotide messenger RNA. It is a transcript of the gene Jasper, whose product is annotated as PC4 and SFRS1-interacting protein. The coding region runs from base 117 to 1562 and encodes 481 amino acids. Gene Ontology annotation, cellular component: nucleus. The record is from RefSeq and is a predicted model, not a curated record. Gene Ontology annotation, molecular function: transcription coregulator activity; double-stranded DNA binding. Gene Ontology annotation, biological process: regulation of transcription by RNA polymerase II. The transcript is spliced from 3 exons. NCBI's taxonomy places the organism in Eukaryota, Metazoa, Arthropoda, Insecta, Diptera, Drosophilidae.
UAUCGGUGCCCAGUGUCAUAUCUAAGAAAGCGCGAGACGAAAAGCAGACGCCGCAGAAAUCCGGUGAAAAGAGAUUGGAAUUGCACGCGAUCCGAACGAGCUAGAGCUAAUCCGAAAUGGGCAAGGAAAAGGCGGCCGCGUCCUACAGCAUUGGCGACCUGGUGUUCGCCAAGGUGAAGGGCUAUCCGCCGUGGCCGGCCAAAAUCACCAAGAGCAACAACAACAAGAAGUACAAUGUUUACUUCUACGGCACGGGCGAAACGGCCAACAUCAAGGUGGAGGAUCUGUUUCCGUACGCAAACAACAAGGAGCGCUUCGCCACCGAGAAGAUCAUGAAGCGCGCCAAGUUCAUCGAGGCCAUCGAGCAGAUCGAGAGCGCUCUACGCGGCGAGGAUUCGGCGCCCAUCGAUUUGCUCGGCAGCGGCGCGGAGCCAGUUGCUCAGCCCGCAUCUGGCGAUGUCGUCAAGACGGAGCAGCCAACGGAACCGGAGGCACCCACUGCUCCACCUGUUGCAGCACCGGCCGAGAAGCCCAAGAAGAGUGGCAACCGGAAGACAAAGGCGCCACCGCGCCAUGUGGACGGCGACAGCGAAGCCGGCGCUGAAGCCGCCACUACGGAAGUAACUGCUCCGCCGGCCAAGCGAAGGGUUCCUACCGAGGGUCUGGCUACUGUUACAGCCGCCCCCGCUGCCAGUUCGGCCCCGGCUCCUGCGGCCCCCACAUCCAGCAAGAAAUCAGUUAAGAAAUCCAAGCCCACGGCAGCAGUUACUCCGAUUCAGAAGCGGUCACGGCCCGUCAAUAACAUCCGGAACGAGAUGCUCAUGGUGUACAUGCCCACAGCCAAGUGUUUGGGAAUCGACAUAAACUACAACAAGCCGGAAUCCUUCGAGAGCGCCGCUGCCGAGGAAGCCUGGAUGGAGAACGCCCGCAAAGAAGCCUUGGAACUGAAACUGAAACUGGAGAGCGGCCAAAUCGAGCCAGAGUCCAUGCCCGAGAGGAUCGUGGUGGAGCCAACUCGCAGCGAGAUACCCAAGCAGGAGGCCUUGCGAUUCAUCGAGGAGCUCAUUGAGCACGAGGAUGCCCUCUUCAUGGAACGAGACUUCAUUCAACUAUCCCAGCAGCUCCGCGAGUGUUUGGGUCUGCGACGCGCCAAUGUGGGCAAAUGCCUGGAGAUCCUCGAGCAGUUCAAAGAGGUGGAGCUCACCAAAUUGAUGCUACUGCGCAAUCCGGAGUGCGUGGACAUAAUGCGACGACUGCGCCGAUAUGUGGGCAAUUUGGAACUCUGGAAAAUGGACCUUUCCGACGAGGUGGAGUUCAAGGAGAGGGCGCAGACCAUUCGCAAGGUGUCGUCUGGCAUAUACGAUGGCUUCAAGAGCCUCUUCAAUCCGGAGCCCGAGAGCGAGGACAACUUUUGGAUCGAUUUCUGCGAAAAGGUUAAAAUCUACAAGACCUACACGAAAAAUAUCAACGAAAACCUUCGCGUCGGAAUGAACGAGCGCGGAUACAACAAUCUGGUUGUGGCCAAGGAGGCCGCCGGUUCAGCCGAGUCGGCUCCACAGUGAAUGUUUGAGAGCAUGCUCUGCUUGAGCAACUGUAUGAUAAGUUACUCCUAAGCGUUACAAGCCAGGCAACUUUAAGACCGUGCUCUGGAUGACGAAGUUUUAAUGAGCCGAGUGAGCUAUUGCUUAAUUUCUAGGAUACAAAUUCAAUUAAAUUCCUUACGAGAACCUUACUGAACCUUACAUCUGUUUGCUGCCAGGUGCAUAUCGUGCAGCGCUCGGGAUGGGACUUUUCCUGCCGCAUCCGCUUAUUAUUACCACCAGACUUAAAAGCUUUUCAGCUUCAGACCCCUAAAUAUUUACUAAGUUUGUAGAUGUUUUGAAUAAUAAUGAAUUAAAAAUAGAUGGUAUAUACAAAUUCGCAA